UAUUUCUACUUCUACGAAUAUAUCCUUUUAUUAUCCUAUUAUCUUAUAUUAUCAAUUAUUAUCAUAUAUAAUAUGUCAAAUUGAUUGGUUCAUAGAUACACAGAGUGGUAACAAGCGGUACCACUGCUAUUUGCUAAGCGUUGAAUUCUUCGUUUAAGAAGUUUUCCGUCAUCCUUUUGAUCAUAUAUAUAUAUUCUAAGGACGUUCUAUGUGAAUUUAUUACGUCGUCAAAAUGAACGAACUAUUAGCAAACGUUGAAAUUAGUAAGACAGAUCAACGUUGCAUGGCUGUCUUGAUUGUCGUCGAAUGAUCAGGACGUUAAAUUUAUAUUGUAAGGGACUUGGUAUCGUAGCUCGUGGUAGGGAUGUGUUGAAAUUAGAUCAACUUGUCAGUGUUUCAUACGAACGAUUGUGCGUGUACUUUUGAGAUGUUCGAACCGACGGAGCAGGGAAUGGAUCUCUGCAUCUACGCAGGGGUUGUACUUCGUAGAUCUAAUAGCAAAGAAGAUGAAGUUCACAGCUCUGGCACUCUGAACAUUGUAGAAUAUAGUUUUGGAAAGUGCAUAGAAUGGAAACCUGUAGAAGAUUCAGUCGUGUUAGAGAAUCAGGAUCAAGAUCCGGAAUGGUCUUUAGUAGAUACCCAUACAAGAAGAACUCGUACAUCUUCCGAUGGUCCAGAUUCUCUUGGACGUUCGAGAAUCGUUAGAAUAUUAUUCUCUGACUUAAAGUCAUUUCGUGUAAAUCAUGGAGGACAGCAGCUUAUAUUUAUACAAAGGGAUGGUACCACCUAUGUUGCCUUCUUCCAAUUGUCGAAAGCUGAAACUUUUACUAAUUCUUUAAAGAAUUUUAUUAACUUUAGAAGAUCACCGAAAGACAAAAAUUUGUAUCAUGUAUUGGAUGAGGUUGAAACUGUUUUAAACAAAUCAUUCGCAGAAUUGAAUUUAUUUCAAGAAAAUACUUCGGAUUAUGUAUGGAAAUUUAUGAAGAAUUUACACAACCGUCCAUAUGAGACUACGCUAGAAGCAUUUAGCAAAUUAGCGGACAUUUGGUUAUAUAAAGAACCAGCAAGAAGACCGGUUGAAGAAGCAGUAGCAGAUUUGUUUAACUCUUCCUUUACGAUUGAUGUCCAUCAUCCACCAGUAUCUGUUGGAUCAGGGGAUGAGUAUGAAGUAAUAGGAGAAACGGAUAUAGGUUUAUCAUUACCAUCGAGACCUCCUUGUCCAAGAGGCUCACCUUUAACACAAGAACAAUGGGACAAAAGUAAGGAUUCAGAAGGAAGAAUUGUUGAUUCAGAUGCCGUUAAAGAAAUCAUAUUUCGUGGGGGUAUAUCUCCGUCCUUACGUUAUGAGGUCUGGAAGUUUUUAUUAAAUUAUUAUCCAUGGAAUUCAAGUCACAUUGAAAGAUUGGAAAUAAGAAAAAAGAAGGCUGAUGAAUACUUCAAUAUGAAACUUCAAUGGCGAUCCAUGACACCAUCACAAGAAAAUCGUUUUGCAGAUUUUCGUGAUAGGAAAAGCUUGAUAGAGAAAGAUGUGAACAGAACAGAUAGGACACAUCCUUAUUAUUCAGGCGACAAUAAUCAUUUAGAAUUAUUAUACGACAUACUCAUGACAUAUGUUAUGUACAAUUUUGAUUUAGGGUAUGUUCAAGGUAUGAGCGAUCUGCUCAGUCCUAUUUUAUGUUUGAUGGAUAGUGAAUCAGAUGCAUUUUGGUGUUUUGUUGGUUUUAUGGAUAAAGUGAGUACAAAUUUUGAAAUGGAUCAAACUGGAAUGAAAGCACAGCUAUGUCAUUUAUAUACUCUAUUAAAUACUACUGAUCGACAAUUAGCACACUAUUUAAAUCAACAUGAUUCUGGGAAUAUGUUUUUCUGUUUUCGUUGGUUAUUAGUAUUGUUCAAAAGAGAAUUUAAUUCAAUCGAUAUAAUGAAACUGUGGGAGAUUUUAUGGACUGGCUUACCAUGCCCCAAUUUUCAUUUAUUGAUAUGUGUGGCUAUAUUAGAUACAGAAAAAAAUGUAUUGAUGGAAAAUAAUUUUGGCUUUACGGAAAUACUCAAACAUAUAAAUGAUCUUUCUUUACACAUUGAACUACCAUGGACACUUUCUAAAGCAGAAGGUAUUUUCCAUCAAUUAAUGGCAGUAGAAGACAAACUGUCUGACAAUGUGCGUGUUAUUAUUGGUCUAGAACCUCGAAAACGAAUAGAUGGAAGUGAUAUAGAAGAUGAUGAACCUUCUAGUUCUUGUGCUAGAACAAGAUUGUGCUCAAGACGAAACAGUUCAGAAAGUGGAAAUAUCAAGUUUGGUAGUAAUGAAGUGUCUUUUGAAAGAGGUCUGAAUUUGUCAUAUCUAUGAGAUCAGGAUUGGUCUUUUGUCACAAUUUUGUGAUCAUAAAGAUCUAUAUAAAAAAAGAAAAAAAAAAAAAAAAAGAAAAAAAAGAAAAGAACUCUAGGCUGCUAAUAUCGUGCACAGAAGAAUUCUUAUAUUAUCAUUUCUCUCUCUCUCUCUCUCUCUCUCUCUCUCUCUCUCUCUCUCUCUCUCUCUCUAUCUUUCUUUUUAUUUUUUUUUUCUUUUUUUUUUUCUAAACAUGUCACGAUCUCGUGUUCAGCUUUCAACGAAAUUAGAUUGCACACAAAAAGCGAAGCUUUGAUGUAAAAUAAAAAAAAAUAAUGCGAGUGUUUAUCUCCGAUCGUUUAUCAUUGGUAUAUCCUAUUUGUGAGAAAAAUGAGAAAAAGUAAAAAAAGAAAAAAAAAAAGAAAAAAAAAAAGAAAAAAAAAGAAAGAAAAAAAAAAAAAGAAAGAUCAUUUCUUCUCAAAUUUUCAAUUUUGUCAUAAGUGUAAAUGUAAAAGGUUUAUAUAAUAUUUGCAAGAAACAGCAAAA
Messenger RNA from Vespa velutina, 2869 nucleotides. RefSeq names its product TBC1 domain family member 15 (gene Tbc1d15-17). Gene Ontology annotation, biological process: activation of GTPase activity. NCBI's taxonomy places the organism in Eukaryota, Metazoa, Arthropoda, Insecta, Hymenoptera, Vespidae. The coding region runs from base 428 to 2344 and encodes 638 amino acids. The record is from RefSeq and is a predicted model, not a curated record. Gene Ontology annotation, molecular function: GTPase activator activity. The transcript is spliced from 9 exons.